Molecule: messenger RNA, 767 nt
Organism: Loa loa (African eye worm)
Lineage: Eukaryota; Metazoa; Nematoda; Chromadorea; Rhabditida; Onchocercidae
Exons: 4
Coding region: 30-767 (245 amino acids)
Source: RefSeq, a predicted model, not a curated record
GAUAUUUUUUCAGGUACAUAUUAUUGGUAAUGAUUUGUUUCACAAUUAUUUUUUACACGUUACUGGCGCGAAACCUAUCAAAAAAAGCUCCAACUGAAGAUUUAAAUUUACUCAACAAAGUGCUAACUCAUUCCAUUACCACUGAAGCAAGCAGUAUUGUCGUCAAGAAUGCUACUGUGGUACUUGAGGAUAAAACAAUAUUGUAUUAUCUGGAGGCGAAACCACCACCCAAAAUAAAAUAUCGCGGGAAUCUCUUAUACUUGCACGGAGCUGCAUAUUCUUCUCAUGACUGGAAUGCAAACAAGCCUUCUAUUAUGCAACUUACUGCUGCUGCCGGAUAUCGAACUAUUGCCAUCGAUUUACCCGGCUUCAGUCAUAGUCGGACCAAAAGUUCGGUAUCAAAUGAUCCUUCCACAUUCAUGUCGUUAGUAAUGAAGAGCUUAAAUAUCCAUAAGCCAAUUAUCAUAAGCCCUUCUGCAAGUGGAAGUUAUUCCGUCCCUUAUGUACUCAGUAAUCCCAAUAAAAUUAGUGGUUUCGUCCCAGUAGCGCCAUGUUGUGUUCGUAAUGAUGGUUGGGAGAAUUUCACGGUACCUACACUCAUAAUCUACGGUAGCCGAGAUACAGCGUCAGUUUCAAUGGGGCUGCUUAGCAUUCCGAACAAGAAUCUAUCAAUCAUUCCGGAUGCGCCGCAUGCUGCGUAUAUCAAAAAACCAAUUGACUUCGUAACUGCUUUGAUCAAUUUUUUGUUUACCAUUCAUCCUCUCUGA